Molecule: messenger RNA, 1715 nt
Organism: Neomonachus schauinslandi (Hawaiian monk seal)
Lineage: Eukaryota; Metazoa; Chordata; Mammalia; Carnivora; Phocidae
Gene: TBX1
Product: T-box transcription factor 1
Exons: 8
Coding region: 1-1245 (414 amino acids)
Biological process (GO): cell fate specification; regulation of transcription by RNA polymerase II; positive regulation of DNA-templated transcription
Cellular component (GO): nucleus
Molecular function (GO): RNA polymerase II cis-regulatory region sequence-specific DNA binding; DNA-binding transcription factor activity, RNA polymerase II-specific
Source: RefSeq, a predicted model, not a curated record
AUGGAGGCGCGGCCGGCAGGGGGAGCGAGGCGGAAGGGAGCCGCGGCCGGCCAGAAGAACGCGAAGGUGGCCAGCGUGAGUGUGCAGCUGGAGAUGAAGGCGCUGUGGGACGAGUUCAAUCAGCUGGGCACCGAGAUGAUCGUCACCAAGGCCGGCAGGCGCAUGUUCCCCACGUUUCAAGUGAAGCUCUUCGGCAUGGACCCCAUGGCCGACUACAUGCUCCUCAUGGACUUCGUUCCAGUGGACGACAAGCGCUACCGGUACGCCUUCCACAGCUCCUCCUGGCUGGUGGCCGGGAAGGCGGACCCUGCCACACCAGGCCGCGUCCACUACCACCCUGACUCGCCUGCCAAAGGUGCCCAGUGGAUGAAGCAAAUUGUGUCUUUCGACAAGCUCAAGCUGACCAACAACCUGCUGGAUGACAACGGCCAUAUUAUUCUCAACUCCAUGCACAGAUACCAGCCCCGCUUCCACGUUGUUUAUGUGGACCCACGCAAAGAUAGUGAGAAAUAUGCUGAGGAGAACUUUAAAACCUUUGUGUUUGAGGAGACUCGCUUCACUGCGGUCACUGCCUACCAGAACCACCGGAUCACGCAGCUCAAGAUCGCCAGCAACCCCUUCGCCAAAGGCUUCCGAGAUUGCGAUCCGGAGGACUGGCCCCGGAACCACCGGCCCGGCGCAUUGCCGCUUAUGAGCGCCUUUGCGCGCUCGCGGAACCCCGUGGCCUCCCCCACGCAGCCCAACGGCGCAGAGAAAGACGCGGCCGAGGCUCGACGAGAAUUCGAGCGCGACACGGGCGGACCGGCCGUGCUCGGGGACCCGGCGCACCCGCCGCAGCUGCUGGCACGGGUGCUGAGCCCCGCACUGCCCGGGGCCGGCGGCGCCGGCGGCCUCGUCCCGCUGCCCGGUGCGCCCGGAGGCCGACCCAGCCCUCCGCACCCCGAGCUGCGCCUGGAGGCGCCCGGCGCGUCGGAGCCGCUGCACCACCACCCCUACAAGUACCCGGCCGCCGCCUACGACCAUUACCUCGGGGCCAAGAGCCGGCCGGCGCCCUACCCGCUGCCCGGCCUGCGCGGCCACGGCUACCACGCGCACACGCACGCGCACCCGCACCACCACCACCCCGCCGUGAGCCCGGCGGCAGCCGCCGCCGCCGCCGCCGCUGCCGCCGCCGCCGCCGCCGCCAACAUGUACUCGUCGGCCGGGGCCCCGCCGCCCGGCUCCUACGACUACUGCCCCAGAUAAUGCGGGCGCCCGCCGGCUGCUUCCCCGCCCGGGGUCCCCGCACAGCCCCGAGGGCCGUCGGGGUCCCCGUCCACCCAGCCCCAAGGGCCGUCCAAGAACAUGUUCCUCCAGCCCCGGGGGCCAGUGCGGGUCUCCCGUUCCCCAGCCUCGAAGCCAUCGGGGUCCUCCACCGUCCAGCCCCGAGGCUGUCGAAGUAUCUGGUUCCCAGUCCCGGGAGCCACCGCGGGUCCCUCCCCAGCCCGGAGGGCCACGGGGUCCGCGCCCGCCAGUGCCAAAGCCCCCGGUCAGCGGCGGAAGGAAGUGAUAUUUAUUGUUCUCCGCGAGACCGCGUCGCCCCCUCCCACCCCCACCCCCGGCCCGGCCGGCAGUUGCAGUGUAGACGACCCGAGAGCCCGUCUGCAGGCGGUGUAGAUACGUGUAGAUAUUUGUAGAUACUGUAGAUACCGCGCCGGCGCCGACUUGAUAAAGGU